GCCGCGCUCUCCCCGCAGCCGCCGCCGCAGCCGCCGCCUGGGCCGCCCCGUGUCCCCGGUGGAGCCGCCGCCGCCGCCGCCGGGAGCUCGAUGCGGACGGAGCCCGGGCCGGGCCAUGGGGAUCCUCAGCAUCACGGACCAGCCGCCCCUGGUCCAGGCCAUCUUUAGCCGCGAUGUGGAGGAAGUGCGUUCCCUGCUCUCGCAGAAGGAGAACAUCAACGUGCUGGACCAAGAGAGGCGGACCCCAUUGCAUGCUGCUGCCUACGUAGGCGAUGUCCCCAUCCUCCAGUUGCUACUGAUGUCAGGUGCUAAUGUCAAUGCUAAGGACACACUGUGGCUGACCCCUCUUCAUCGUGCUGCUGCUUCCCGAAAUGAGAAGGUGCUGGGACUGCUGCUGGCACAUUCAGCAGAUGUGAACGCCCGGGACAAGCUGUGGCAGACACCAUUGCAUGUGGCUGCCGCCAACCGGGCCACGAAGUGUGCUGAGGCUCUGGCACCCCUGUUGAGUAGCCUCAACGUGGCUGAUAGGAGCGGGCGUAGUGCCCUGCACCAUGCAGUGCAUAGUGGGCAUCUCGAGACGGUGAACCUGCUCCUGAACAAGGGAGCCAGCCUGAACGUCUGUGACAAAAAGGAGCGGCAGCCUCUGCACUGGGCAGCUUUUUUAGGGCAUUUGGAGGUCCUGAAACUGCUGGUGGCACGGGGAGCGGACCUCGGCUGCAAGGACCGCAAGGGCUAUGGGCUGCUCCACACAGCUGCUGCCAGCGGCCAGAUUGAAGUGGUGAAGUACCUGCUCCGGAUGGGGGCUGAGAUCGAUGAGCCCAACGCUUUUGGAAACACAGCUUUGCACAUCGCCUGCUACCUGGGCCAGGAUGCUGUGGCCAUUGAGCUGGUGAACGCAGGAGCCAAUGUCAACCAGCCGAAUGACAAGGGCUUCACGCCACUGCAUGUGGCUGCAGUCUCCACCAAUGGCGCUCUCUGCUUGGAGCUGUUGGUCAAUAAUGGGGCUGAUGUCAACUACCAGAGCAAAGAAGGAAAGAGUCCUCUGCACAUGGCUGCCAUCCAUGGUCGUUUCACCCGCUCCCAGAUCCUCAUCCAGAAUGGCAGCGAGAUUGAUUGUGCCGACAAAUUUGGGAACACGCCACUGCACGUGGCUGCUCGCUACGGACACGAGCUGCUCAUCAGCACCCUCAUGACCAAUGGCGCGGAUACCGCCCGGCGCGGCAUUCACGACAUGUUCCCUCUGCACUUAGCUGUUCUCUUUGGAUUCUCUGACUGUUGUCGUAAGCUUCUUUCCUCAGGUCAGCUGUACAGCAUUGUGUCUUCACUCAGCAACGAGCAUGUGCUUUCAGCCGGGUUUGACAUCAAUACGCCUGACAACCUUGGCCGCACCUGUCUUCAUGCUGCUGCUUCUGGAGGGAAUGUUGAAUGUCUUAAUUUGCUGUUGAGCAGUGGAGCUGACUUGAGGAGAAGAGACAAAUUCGGAAGGACCCCACUGCACUAUGCAGCCGCCAAUGGCAGCUACCAGUGUGCAGUCACAUUGGUGACGGCUGGCGCAGGCGUCAAUGAGGCCGACUGUAAAGGCUGCUCUCCCCUCCAUUACGCCGCUGCCUCUGACACCUACAGGAGAGCGGAGCCUCACUCAUCUUCCAGCCACGAUGCUGAAGAGGACGAGCCACUGAAGGAGUCCCGCAGGAAAGAGGCCUUCUUCUGUCUGGAGUUCUUACUGGAUAACGGUGCAGACCCCUCCCUGCGGGACAGGCAGGGCUACACAGCCGUGCACUAUGCAGCCGCCUACGGCAACAGACAGAACCUCGAGCUGCUCUUAGAAAUGUCCUUUAACUGCCUGGAGGAUGUGGAGAGCACCAUUCCAGUCAGCCCUUUGCACUUAGCUGCCUACAACGGUCACUGUGAAGCCCUGAAGACACUGGCUGAGACGCUGGUGAACCUGGAUGUAAGGGACCACAAGGGCCGGACCGCGCUCUUCCUGGCCACUGAGCGAGGCUCUACUGAGUGUGUGGAGGUGCUUACAGCCCACGGCGCCUCCGCACUCAUCAAGGAGCGCAAACGCAAGUGGACACCCCUGCACGCUGCUGCCGCCUCUGGCCACACUGAUUCCCUGCACUUGCUGAUCGACAGUGGGGAACGAGCUGACAUCACAGAUGUCAUGGAUGCCUAUGGACAAACCCCACUGAUGCUGGCCAUCAUGAAUGGCCACGUGGAUUGUGUCCAUCUGCUGCUAGAGAAAGGAUCCACAGCUGAUGCUGCUGACCUCCGGGGCCGCACCGCCCUCCACCGUGGGGCAGUGACUGGCUGUGAGGACUGCCUGGCUGCCCUGCUGGACCACGACGCAUUUGUGCUGUGCCGAGACUUCAAGGGCCGCACCCCCAUUCACCUGGCCUCAGCCUGUGGCCACACUGCAGUGCUGCGGACCCUGCUGCAGGCUGCUCUUUCCACAGACCCCCUGGAUGCUGGCGUGGAUUACAGUGGAUACUCGCCCAUGCACUGGGCCUCCUACACUGGACACGAAGAUUGUCUGGAGUUGUUACUUGAACACAGCCCGUUUUCAUACCUGGAGGGAAACCCCUUCACUCCUUUGCACUGUGCAGUAAUUAAUAACCAGGACAGCACCACAGAGAUGCUGCUGGGAGCUCUGGGUGCCAAGAUUGUGAACAGCCGAGAUGCCAAAGGACGGACCCCUCUUCACGCCGCUGCCUUCGCGGACAAUAUAUCUGGGCUCCGGAUGCUACUGCAGCAUCAAGCCGAGGUGAACGCCACUGACCACACUGGCCGCACUGCGCUCAUGACGGCGGCCGAGAACGGCCAGACUGCUGCUGUGGAAUUUCUGCUGUAUCGAGGGAAGGCAGACCUUACUGUGCUGGAUGAGAACAAGAACACUGCCCUCCACUUGGCUUGUAGCAAGGGCCAUGAGAAAUGUGCCCUCAUGAUCCUGGCAGAAACCCAAGACCUUGGCCUUAUCAAUGCUACCAACAGUGCGCUGCAGAUGCCACUCCACAUUGCUGCCCGGAACGGUCUAGCUUCUGUGGUACAGGCCCUCCUGAGUCGUGGGGCCACAGUGCUGGCUGUGGAUGAAGAAGGUCAUACCCCAGCACUGGCCUGCGCCCCCAACAAAGAUGUGGCCGACUGCCUGGCCUUGAUCCUCUCCACCAUGAAGCCUUUCCCACCCAAGGACGCCGUCAGUCCUUUCAGCUUCAGCCUGCUCAAGAACUGCGGCAUCGCAGCAGCCAAGACGGUGGGUGGCUGCGGCGCCCUGCCCCACGGGGCCUCUUGCCCCUACAGCCAGGAGCGGCACGGCGCCAUCGGGUUAGACGGCUGCUACUCGGAGUAGCCCCCCUUCAGUGUCCCUCCCCCUGCCGGUGGCUUGAUAUCUUAUUCUAUUUAUUUAGAAAAAGUCUAUACAUUUAGGGCACUUUAAAGGAGAACACGACUGGGUGGGGGGACAGAGCGGGGGGGGGGAAGCACUGGGGAGCAGCUGCUCACCCCUUUGCCACACCAUCCUGGCCUGGCAGGGGUCUGGGACCGACAGGAAGCACCCCAGGCCCUUGGCACCCCCAGGGCAACCCCUUCUGCCAAGUGUCCCCAAAUGAUUGCUAAAUGCCUGGCUACCCUCUCUUUUACCCCAUCUCUCCGUUCCCCCUUUCUGCUGCCAACUCCCCCCACCCUUCCCUCUCUCUCCUCGCCGUGCCCCCCUCCCUGCCCCUACUGCCAGGCACAUCCCUCCUCUUCCAUACCCAUCACUGCCUCCCUGCUCGGCUGGCCCCUCCAUCCCCGCAGCAGUGAGAAGCCUUAAUUUCUGGUACUGUGUGAGCACUCUGGGGGUGUCCCCCUCCCCCUUCAGGGGCAGCUAGUGGAUGAGGGGGGAGGGUACUUAGCACUGGGGCCUGGAGCUUUUCCCCCAUUCUCUACCCCAUCACCCCUAAAGUUCAAAUGCAAAACACUUGAAGCAGCAACUACUGUACCUGGGCCCCAAUCCUGCACUCUCCCCUGGCUCCUCAUAUGCAAAUCAAGGGCUGGUUCUGCCCCCACAGCCUGCUCCUCCCGGACUCCCUUCCACGCACUUUAACCUUGCUUCUUUCUUUUAACUUCUUUUGGGAGGACAGAGCCUGUGGCCGUUCCCUCCCUGGCUCCCCCCUCCCUUAACUUUGAGGCUUGUCAUGAAUUUUUAAGUAAGCAUUUUAUCCUUUAGGGGAAGAAACAAAUUAAUUUCCUGCCCAUUUCAAAACCACAGCCCUAGUACGUCCUGUGCGUUUCAGGCAUGUGUUUGCAUGUGUGGGGAGGGAAGGACCCCGUUCUUCCUCCUGUGCCCCCUAGGUCCAUAGUUCCUCCGUGCCCCCACCUUCCGUUAUGUCCAAGAGUACCCACCGCCCCCAGUCACUCCUGAUCUGAAGCCAAAGAUGGUGGGAGGGGCAGGGCAGACUAGGGACCGUGGCUACUCGGAGGACCCAGGCUUCCCCUCUGGUGUGAGGAUGAAGCUCUGAUCUAGGGAGCGCGAGGAAUACACACUGAGGCUGGGGCCCUGCCCCGCCCCCCAGCAGCGGGGAGAGAUGGGAUUGAGCUAGGGGCUGCACUGAGGAGAUUCCUAAAGGUCAUCCUCCCACAAGCCAAACUGGGCCAGAGUGAGGAGGGGGCAGUUUUCUCUCUAAAUGUAGCAUUGAAUUUGGCCCUGGUCCCUUUCAACGCCUUGUCCACCGCCAGAUAAGCCUCUACUCCCUUAGCCCAGCAUUCCCUUCCUCGCACUCAAUACCUCAGCCAGGGGCCAAGACACAGAACUUGAAUAGAGGUCAUGCCCCCUCCACCCCCACAGUGCAUCCUUGCCCAGUUUGGCUGCCAUCAGUAUUGUCCCCUGAGAACUGGACAGGCUUCGUUUACACAGUACAGGGUCCCCCCCCCCACCCUGGGGGAUCCCUCAGCC
This is a messenger RNA of Nyctereutes procyonoides (raccoon dog), 4930 nucleotides long. It is a transcript of the gene ANKRD52, whose product is annotated as ankyrin repeat domain 52. The record is from RefSeq and is a predicted model, not a curated record. The transcript is spliced from 28 exons. Bases 116 to 3346 code for a protein of 1076 amino acids. Gene Ontology annotation, molecular function: protein binding. NCBI's taxonomy places the organism in Eukaryota, Metazoa, Chordata, Mammalia, Carnivora, Canidae.